Molecule: messenger RNA, 1535 nt
Organism: Monopterus albus (swamp eel)
Lineage: Eukaryota; Metazoa; Chordata; Actinopteri; Synbranchiformes; Synbranchidae
Gene: slc38a11
Product: solute carrier family 38 member 11
Exons: 12
Coding region: 102-1415 (437 amino acids)
Biological process (GO): amino acid transmembrane transport
Cellular component (GO): membrane
Molecular function (GO): L-amino acid transmembrane transporter activity
Source: RefSeq, a predicted model, not a curated record
AAACCAACUUCCAGUCACACUUUAGUCAGACUGCAGACAUGUGAGAGUUGAGCUGAAGAGGAGACAAGAGAAACCAAAUCAGCUGCAGGCAGGCGCUCACAAUGGCCCAGCAGCCAAGCAGUGAAGAAGGGACCACGCUAAUUACGCACGAAAAACCUGCUGGAAAUCCAAGAAGUUCAACCAUAUCUGCGUGUUUUAAUUUUAUCAAUUCCAUCAUAGGAUCUGGAAUAAUAGGUUUACCAUAUGCGCUGAACCAGGCAGGGCUCCCCUUUGGCCUCCUGCUUUUGAUAGUUGUUGCCUUCAUCACAGACUACUCCAUCAUCUUAUUAAUUAGAGGAGGCAACUUGUCAGGGACAAGCAGUUAUCAGUCACUGGUACAAAACACAUUUGGUUUCCCUGGAUUUCUCAUCUUAUCUGCACUGCAAUUCCUUUAUCCUUUCAUUGCUAUGAUUAGCUACAACAUCACAAUUGGUGACACGCUGACCAAAGUAUUUCAGAGAAUACCAGGAGUUGGCCCCGAUCACAUUCUUGCAGAGCGUCACUUUGUAAUUGUGCUCUCAACCCUUGCAUUCACACUACCUCUCUCACUGUAUCGAAAGAUAAAGAAACUUGGGAGGGUGUCCCUCCUGUCGAUGGUGCUGACACUUACCACUGUCACCAUCGCAGUUAUCAGAGCAGCUACUCUUGGACCCCAAAUCCCCCCUACAGAGAAUGCAUGGACAUUUGCAAAGUGGAAUGCAAUUCAGGCUGUUGGUGUAAUGUCUUUUGCCUUUAUAUGCCACCACAACAGCUUUCUUAUUUAUGGUUCCCUGGAGCAGCCCUCACUAGCUCACUGGUCUCGAGUCACCCAUGUCUCAGUCGGCUCUGCACUAAUAAUCAGUGCUGCAUUUGCUGUUGCUGGAUACACGACGUUCACUGGCUACACACAAGGAGACAUAUUCGAGAACUACUGCAGAAAUGAUAACCUGGCAACAUUUGGUCGCUUCUGUUUUGGCCUGAGCAUAAUAACCACAUUUCCACUGGAGUUUUUUGUUACACGAGAGUUAAGUACCAAUGCCAUUUACAGCCGAGAUCUUUCAAAAGCUGAACACGUGGUUGUAACCUUGCUCAUAAUCGUAGUCUGCACAUCAGUAUCUUUGGUUUAUGACUGCCUGGGAGUUGUUCUGGAGCUGAAUGGCAUUCUGAGUGCCACGCCUCUGAUCUUCAUCAUUCCAUCAGUGUGCUUCCUCAAACUUUCCACUGGCCACUUGUUCCAGGGUGAAAACGUCAUACCCAUCAUCUUAGUAAUAACUGGCUUGUUCGUCAUGAUCACCGGUUUAACCAUGACUGUCCUCUACCCGGAAGACUGUUCACAUGGCGUGGAGAUGUUCUACUGUGCAAAUGCCAAUGUCUCUGGUACAGUGCCACCUGCAUGAAAAGAACAUCUGCAAAAUAGUCAUUUAGAACACUCCUUAUACUAUACAGUACAAAAUGUGGCCAAAUGUGAAGAACCUGAAUGCCCUGCACAGAGGCCUGGCCCCCCUCACAAACCUUUG